UUGGUCAACACGCAGACGCCAUUACAAUGUCCAGCUCUGAUUGCCUCCCGGACCACCCGCUCAGCUCAGACUUGGUGAGGAGGCUGAAGUCCGCGCUGGACGCCAGGGAUGAGGAGACGGUGCGCGCCGUGAUCUGCACCCAGGUCAGGCACGUGGACGCCGUGAUAGAACUGGCCAACGACGACUGGAUGAAAGACCCCUCGGCCCAGCUGCCCCCCGGGGUGCUCCUAGGUCUCUGGACCCUGGAGUACACGCGUGAGCUCACCACGCCCCUGUGCAUCGCCGCAGCCCGAGGCCAUGCGGCCUGCGUGAGCCACCUGCUGGGUCGCGGCGCCGACCCCAAUGCCAGCCCCGGAGGCCGUGGGCCCCUGCACGAGGCCUGCCUGGGGGGCCACACGGCCUGUGCCCAGCUGCUGCUGCAGCACCGCGCCGACCCCGACCUGCUCAGCGCCGAAGGCCUGGCUCCCCUGCACCUCUGCCGCUCGGCCGCCUCGCUGGGGUGCGCGCAGGCGCUGCUGGAGCACGGCGCCUCGGUGCAUCGCGCGGGCGGCGCCGGCCUGGACACGCCGCUGCACGUGGCGGCGCAGCGCGGCCUGGACGAGCACGCGCGCCUCUACCUGGGCCGCGGGGCGCGCGUGGACGCGAGGAACGGCCGCGGCGAGACGGCUCUGAGCGCAGCGUGCGGCGCGGCGCUGCGGCCCGAGGAGCAGGAGCGCGGCCUGCGCCUGUGCGCGCUGCUGCUGCGGCGCGGGGCGGCGGCGGACGCGCGCGACGAGGACGAGCGCAGCCCACUGCACAAGGCCUGCGGCCACGCGCGCCCCGGCCUGGCGCUCCUGCUGCUGCGGCACGGCGCCGACCCGGCCGCGCUCGACUACGGAGGCGCCUCGCCGCUGGCCCGCGUGCUGCAGGCGGCCGUCUGCACGCCCCAGGCCGCGCCCCAGCGCACGGUGCAGGCGCUGCUCAACCACGGCUCCCCCGCCCUGUGGCCCGACGCCUUCCCCAAGGUGCUGCAGACCUGCGCGCCAGCCCCGGCGGUCAUCGAGGUGCUGUUCAACGCCUACCCUCAGCUCCACGUGUCCGAGUCCUGGAGGGAGGUGAUUCCGGAGGAGGUGUUUCAGGCACACCGGCCUUUCUACCAGUCUCUCUUCGCCUUGGCCGGCAGCCCGCGCCGCCUGCUGCACCUCUGCCGCUGUGCCAUUCGCAGACGGCUUGGCAAACAGUGCUUCCGCCUCGUGCCUCUGUUACCCUUGCCGGCGACCCUGCAAAGCUACCUCCUUUUGGACCCAGAGGGUGUUUUGCACUGAAAACCAGAGCAUUUGGACUUGUUCUUGGUCUCCUCUUUGCUUCUGUGGUGGCUGGGUGGUGAUGAGAGUGCCCUGGGUGGGGACCUGCGGGCCUGGUGGGACCUCCCACUGGCCGGAGCAGACCUGCCUGAGCUUCAGGCCCCUGGGAAUGCGGUAAGAGCCCUCACUGCCUCUCAGGUUGCUUGUGAGGAUGAACAUCGUGCAUCGCAUAGGACUUGUAUCAGAAAGUGCCUAAGGUGUACCUGCUGCUGCGAGGUUUGUCUCCUGCCCGGAAGGGGUCAGCAGCAUGCACGCUGCCCCCAAGGCUUCGGACCCACUGCCUCCUGGGCAAUGCCCCCUCGUCCUGAAGCCCGGCCACCUGGAAAGACUGUCCCCAAAACAUGACAGAUGUGCAUACUGAGGGAGGACAUCGGUUCCAUGAUAAAAGCCCCUUCCCCAGAGCCCACUGGUGCUUCCCAGCGCAGGGGGCCCAGGGCUCCCCAGAAGGACGCUGGAGGGGCUGUGAGCCAGACAUGUUUACCCCAUGCGGGUCUUCUGUCUGACAUUCUCACCAAACCCAACCCAUCCAGCUCUAGGGCGUGGUCCAGGAAGCCACAGGCCGAUAGAGGUUGCGCUCAGCUCAGCCCAAGCAUCUGUAACAGGAGAGAUGUUCUGACGGUCUAGGACUGUAGUCACUUGAUUUCCUGAAUUCUGAUGCUUUGACAUCUGGGGCUCUGAUGACUCUGGAGAGACUCUGCCCUCACACCCGCCCCCGCC
Molecule: messenger RNA, 2060 nt
Organism: Myotis daubentonii (Daubenton's bat)
Lineage: Eukaryota; Metazoa; Chordata; Mammalia; Chiroptera; Vespertilionidae
Gene: ASB18
Product: ankyrin repeat and SOCS box containing 18
Biological process (GO): intracellular signal transduction
Cellular component (GO): cytoplasm
Molecular function (GO): protein binding
Source: RefSeq, a predicted model, not a curated record